Chara braunii is the source of this 6377-nucleotide messenger RNA. The record is from the annotation of a GenBank genome assembly. NCBI's taxonomy places the organism in Eukaryota, Viridiplantae, Streptophyta, Charophyceae, Charales, Characeae.
GCAGUGAGCAGUUCGGUUAACGUAGGCCGGGGGCAAUCAGUGGGAUAUAGGGGGAAAGGGGUCCAGGGUGUUUCCUGGGAAGCGGACUAAAACUGAGAGAGUGAGGAAGGGGAGGAAGGGAGGAGGGGGCCACACAGAGAGAGAGCGAGAGCGAGCGAGAGAGAGAGAGAGAGAGAGAGAGAGAGAGAGAGGGUGAAUGGAUCUAUAGAAUGGAGGAGCUCAUCUGCAUUGAAGACGAAGUCAGGUUGACGUUUAAUAGACGAGCACAAAUCAGGGUGAGAGCAAGCGACAGCAACCACAUUCACAUUGCACCUUGUGUCGUCGUCUGGUGUCAUUCUUGUGCUUUUCCCUUCGUCCUUGGUUCUUCUCUACUCUAUGUGGCGAACGGUUCAAUCACAGGCGAUUGCAGCCGCCGCGUACGCAUGCACACUCUCACGCACGCGCUCUGUUGGAUCAUUCCGGUAGACUCUGAUCGGUUGGCGGAACGUAGCCAGCCCCAAGCGCGGGCGAGUCGUCCGUCCGUCCCCUCUUAUCGAACAGCUUGUUGUGUCUGUCUUCCUGCCAUCUUCUUAUUCGUAACAUCGAUUGUGACUAGCACGCCGACAAGAGCAGGGUCGAUUUCUGCUUCUGUGGCGAGCGAGAAGUCCUUUACUGUGGUAUCAUCUGCAUCUGUUAAUUUUGAGGAGGGUAAAGAUCAAGAUCGGACAGGAGGUCGAAGUGAUAGCUCGAAUAAUUCCAACGAGUACGAAUCAGCGGAGGAGACCGGAGGAGGAGGAGAAGAAGGUGAUGCUGAGUGUGACGGAGAGGGCGAGCAGGGGGAUGAAGAGUUUGACGGGCCGGAUACGUCUUCGUUGACGGCGUUUUUGCUGUCUCUAUUGAGCGUCUCGUCGUCGCACAAAAGGGCGCGAAAAAAGCGGGCGAAGAGGACAAAGGACGGAGAAGGACGAGGAAGAGGAGGAGGGGAGACGGGAACAGGAAAGGGCGGGGAUAGGGAAGGGGGGGGGAAGGGGGAUCGCAAAGGUGGAGGCGAAGAGACGUCGACGCUGUGUAGCGGAGGAGAGGGGGAAAGGAACGGCACUACCACCUCAGGGGGAUUCUCUGGGGCCGGUAGCAAGUCCGACAGGGAAGCGACCGGAGCCGGUGCGGAUGACAGAGAGAGAGUCCGACGAGGCUGUAGUGAGACUUCAGAUGUGGCCGACAGCGACGAUAGGGUCGAAAGACGUGGCGGUAACGACAGGCUGGGGGGAAGAAGAGCGAGGGUACAGGACGGCGAGGGAAGGGGAGAAGGAGGAGGAGAAAGCGAGAGAGAGGACCUUGACUACUCGGGAGAUUCUCGCGGCGGCGACGAUAGCAACGCAUCGGAAGCAGUCAGAAGGGGAAGAAGCCGGAGACGGCAAAGGGGGCGGCGUGAGGCACAGAGAAGCGGAGGAGGAGGAGGAGGAGGUGGAGGUGGUGGAGUUCUCAAGGAGUCGGAGGAUUCACACGGCUGUUACGACGACGCCGACGUAGUCGAUUGGCAGUUGGUCUGCCCUGCUGACGUGGACGACCUCUCUUCUUCUCGCGCUGCUGGCGAUAGCCAGGGGGACCACCUUGCGCACGCGGCGGCUAACCAGCCCGCCAAGACGGGUAACAGUAUGUCCACCGUUGGGGGGUGUAGAACGACUCCGGAACCUGCGAUGUUGCGGAGUCAGUUCUCCCCCCGCGUCCAGCACUCGUCCGCUUGUCCUGCAGCGGCGGUAAUUGCUCCACCUCCGAUGUCGGACCCGUCGUCCAUCUUGAAGGAUAAUCAUCGGGCUGUGCUGUGCAAAUCGCUUCCCGCACUAUGCAGGGGAAGGAGCUGGGUUCUGCUGUACAGCACCGAGCGUCAUGGGAUUUCCCUCCACACUUUGUACCGGCGCAGUGCAUUGAUACCGGGUCCCACAUUGUUGGUCGUGCGGGACACGAAAGGUGCAGUUUUUGGAGGAUUCGCAUCGGCGCCCCUCAAGCCCUCCAGCAGAAAGAAGUAUCAGGGUGGUGCAGAGAGCUUUGUCUUCAAAGAAGUUGACGGAGAGCUGACGCUGUAUCGCCAAACAGCGGCAAACCGGUACUUCUAUCUGUGUGUGCUGAAUGGAUUCGCCUUUGUAUUCUCCUUUUUGUUUGUCAUUCUUGCAGCGGCAAACCGGUACUUCUAUCUGUGUAUGCUGAAUGGAUUCGCCUUUGGAGGAGGAGGCCACUUUGCGCUGCGGCUGGAUCCUGACCUAUUGGAAGGAACAAGCGAGGUCUGCGAUACCUAUGGAAGUCCAUGCCUGGCCUCUUCUGAAGAGUUUCAGAUCCGAACGGUUGAGCUGUGGGGCUUUGCGCACACUUCCCGGUAUAGCCCGCGUGCUUUCAAGCUUGAAGAAACGGAGUCUAUCAUCUUCCAUGGCUAUUGAACAAGUGUACGUGAUCCUGCCCCUCGGCCAGUGCCUUUCGGCCCCAUGGGUAUGUCCCGUGCUUCAUUUGCUGGCAAGCGGUUUCUUUUAGCAAGAAUGCUCACCUAGUUUCACUGCCUUCCGCUCGAAAGCUUCGGUUGGCAUUGAUGUUGGAGUGUAAGCCUUUGGAGCUGAGAUGCGAGAUGAGAAGUUGGUGCUGCUGUGAACUGGUUUCAAGUUUCGACAGUCAUGGUGACGGCUCUCUGAGAGGCGCAUAUUGUCCGGCAGUUGCGGGGGUAACUGCAAUAAUCAAAUGGUAUAAUUGUUUCAGAUCUAUGUGUUUAGGAACGGCGGUGGAUGCGUGUUGGCCUGCUGCGGAGUGGUUUGCUUGAUGAACUUCGAUCGCUCUGUGUACACGACUUUACAGCAUGGCUGCAAUUUCAUGCGUGUCAUGUCGCAAGACCGAGGUCUGAUGGGCAAGGAAUAAUUUGAUGAGAUCAUAAAUCAUGCUUGCAACUACAUUGGAAAGUGUGGUGUGGAGUAGCGAUCUGCCUUGCAUCACAGCUGAUGGGGUCCGUGGCAGUUGUGUGCCCUCCUGCUCUGCAGCAGCCGAUUGGGUCCGGUGGCAGUUGUGUGUUGGCCUCCUCUGCAGCAGCUGAUUCGGUCCGUGGCAGUUGUGUGUGCGCCUGCUCUGCAGCGCAUGACAUGUGGACACUGGUGGACGAUAUUACGGUGACAUCUGCGGGAGGGGUGCAGUUGUGGGUGAUGUUGACUUCAGCUUUUGGUUAACGUCAAUUUUGUUGCACGUGGCGGUGUGAUCAUCUUGUUGGUGCUGAUGUAGUUUGGUACAAGCUUUCCACAGUCAUUUCCUGGCGACAUUGCGAACUUGAAAGGUCCUAAAUGCUGAAGUCAUGAAGUGGGGAGCGCAUCAAUGCCGCUGGAUGUCGAUGCAGCAGCUGAAAUCCUCCUGGUUGCGUGAUUGAUUGACUGUGAGAAAGUGUCGACUUAUGCCAGGCAGUUCCCCGCUUUGCAGCAGGAUGGGGUGUGGUUCCCAUUCUGGGAGCCAUUCUUCCUUUGUGUGAAGGAAGGAGUCUACAGCUGGAGCAGCCACAGUUGUCCUUUCGCGGUGCACCUCAGUUUGCCGCAGGAUGGAACGCCUUUUAUUCUUUUGGCAGUCGCUCUUCCUUUUCGUGAAGGAAGCAGUUGGUGAUAUUAGGAACCGUGGAAGUUGGUCCUUUCACACCGUACUAGGGACCGUGUCCCGAAGAAGCCGCUGACCAGCUAGCUGUCCACUUGCAGAUUCCUGCAGCUGGAGCGAGAAGGCAAAUCUCCGAUUCAUGUUAGGGGUUUGGAGAUGCUGAAUCCUUGCCUGGAAGUGUGCUUAAACCGCCAGUUCACCCAAAGCAGAGUAUGCGUCUUCCUGGCUUACGGGCCGGUAGCGAACACAGCCGGCCAAGAAAAGGCGCAGUUGCAGGCCCGGGGGCCUUUGAAGGUUCUGAUGUUCUCAAUAAAACCACAGCCACAGCUCAGGGAUGACCUCUGGUACAGAACAGCAUCCAACAUGUUGGGCGUGUACGGUGCUCCCGGGAGUUGUAGUCAAAUUUCACUCUCUGGAUGCCGGUCGGCAUCAGGAAACAACUGGAAUUCGUGUCGGGGCCAUGGGCUUGCAUGCACCAAGUAGCUGAGGUUUUCCGAGGUUCAAACACACUGGGUUUUUGAACUGAACAUUUGGUGCUUGCUCUUCGAUCAGAUAGCCACAAUGGCAAUGUACGAACGGAAAAGGAGAUGAGUAGUCUGUCAUCUGUGGGGGAUAGUGAGACCUGCUGGUGCCGAUGGUGUUGACAUCUCUAUGCAUCGGUAUUGAAGUGAGGGUCGUUCACUAAAAAACCGCUCGAGCAUGGUUAUAGGUAAGACUUGCUGGCCCAAUAUUCUUUUUCGCAAUUUCUAGCAAAUUUCUUCUAUUGUGAUUGGAUAUGGCUGCGGGAGGGGGGAGGGGCAGGAGGGGGAGGGUGGAAGGGGGGGUUAUAUGGGAAGAAAGUGUGCAAAUGAUGCAAUCAGUUGGGUUUUCCAUCGGGCUCCUGCUUUGACAUCUGACCCAGGAUUUGUGAUCGGGCCCUCGGCCAGUAGUGAACGCGGAAUGUGAUUUUGAAAAAGAACAGUUAGAGGCUCGCGAGCCUUGCAAGGUAGCUUCUUGAACUUAGGCUCAUGUCAUAAAAUCCACUCUCUGGAUUUUGGUCGACAGUUUGUGCAACAAUGAUACACAAUCGGAUAGGGUAUUCAUCGGGCUCCUCCUGCUUUGAGUUCUGACCCAAGGUUCGUACUCAGGACAACCUUAGUUGUCCCUUGCCCUCUGAUAGCAGGAGUCAGCGCAUCAUCUUUAGUCCACAGCGCGAAGAUUGGGGAGCGAGCGACGGAGCGUGUGGAGAGAGUUGGUUGCCACAGUAGCAUUCCAGAAUCGUAUGGGCACUCAGGAGUCUGCGCGUCAUCUCUCUCUUGUCCACGGCGUGAGGAGAGGGGAGCCUGUCGAUGGAGUUGGUCGACACAGCGGCUGUGUUGUAUCAUUGCAGCAAGGCGUGGUGAAAUUGUCGUUGUGCUGACGAUUCAAUCGUUGGCGAAGGUGUGUGUCGUCGUGAUAUCCACUGAGCAUUCUUUGGUGGUGGUUGCCAGAUAAGAUCGGUAAGUAGACUGCCGUUGUUGUGGCGUUGAAACGAGGUCUCUUAAGGGGUAGUUAUGUAGCAAAUGCCUCUCUUUCUUUGUAUAUUUUUUUCUUAACAGAUGAAGGACGGAUGACCAGUUUUUUCGUAACAUAGGUGCAUGUGCACUCGCAUGGGGAAAAUAGUUUUGCCAUUGGACCAGGAGACUCAUCGCAGUAAUGAGCCGCUUAAAAAGCUAAAGAGUUUGGUCGGAUUUUGUACAUAUAUACUUGUGUCAAAUUUCUGAGGAGGGGGGGGGGGGGAACUGAACCACGGGCUGGCCUACAGUUGCAGUGGCAUUCUUUAGGGUGGGAGGAGGGGGAGCGUGUGGAGAGAGAGGCUGUGAGGACGAGGGGGAGCAAGUGGAGGGAUCCCAUGUGGGUGGUGUGUUGUAGUAUGAGAGGGGCUGCCUUGCCGAUGUUGCAGGCGUAAUUUCAGAUUUACACUGUUCGCCACGAAGAUUUAGACGAUUAGUCUGGAGAAAUUGGCAGCGACUCUUUUCAUGCUCGACAGCCUGUUCCCUCCAGUUGUAUCUUUUUCUAUCUCCUUUUCGAACGGGUCUUGCAGUCAAGUCCAAGCCUUGUGUUUGUCUGGUCAUUGUGUGCUUGUCCCACUUAUGUGCCGAAGGAUGGAAGUGACUUCAUCAUCAUAUUAAAAAAACGGGCGAUAGAGCUGUGUUGCUGAUCAGGCUCCAAUGCAGAGAAUUGACAGUGAGUAGGGCAAUACCUGAGGUUGUUGGUUUCAUGGUUUGCCAGCCUGAGUGCUAAACUGUGGUUUGCCAGUGUCAAGCCAUGUGUUGUGCGCUGUGGAUCAUAGUUAACCACGUGGUUUGCCAGUGCCAAACCGUGGGUUUGCCAGUGUUAAACCGUGGUUUGCUGGUGCCAAACGGUGGUUUUGCCAGUGUGAAACCGUGUUUUUUCCAGUGUUAAACCGUGGUUUUGCCAAUGUUAAACCGUGGUUUGCUAGUGUUAAACUGUGGUUUGCCAGUGCUGAGCCAUGCGUUGUGUGCUGUGGAUCAUAGGGAACCAUGUGGUUUGCCGGUGCCAAACCGUGGGUUUGCCAGUGUUAAACCGUGGUUUUGCCAGUGUUAAACCGUGGUUUUGCCAGUGUUAAACCGUGGUUUUGCCAGUGUUAAACCGUGGUUUGCCAGUGUUAAACCGUGGUUUGCCAGUGUUGAACUGUGGUUGUUUUGCCAGUGUUAAACCGUGAACCGUGGUUUGCCAGUGUUAAACCGUGGUUGCCAGUGCUGAGCCAUGCGUUGUGUGCUGUGGAUCGUAGUUAACCAUAUGCCAAG